AUGGCUGAGAGAGACGCGUUGAGUGAGGGGAUGAGUAAGCUGGAGUUGCAAGAGAACGGGUACGUUCCACCGCACCUGCGCGGCGGCAGGGGAGGUAGACAGCAACGUGAGGGCGGUGGAGGCCGCGGUGGCGGCGGUGGGGGUCGCGGUGGGUUCUUUGCGGGCGGCGGGUCGUCGUUCUUUGGUAGUGGGGGGGACUCCAGGAGACGCGGCGGCGGUGGUGGUCGUGGGGGUGGAGGUUCCUGGUCUAAGGGGAAGCACUUUCCCGGGGCGAGAAACGAGCGGCUCGAGUUGGAACUGUUUGGGCCCAAGGAUGGCACUGCGUCGCAGCACUCCGGUAUUAACUUCGACAACUACGACGAUAUCCCUGUCGACGCAUCCGGGACAGAAGUCCCGGACCCGAUCGAGGAGUUCACCUCCCCGCCGCUGGAGCAACUGCUCUUUGAUAAUGUGCAGAGGGCAGGGUUCUCCAAACCAACUCCAGUGCAGAAGUACUCCAUUCCAAUUGUCACCGCAGGGAGAGACCUUAUGGGAUGCGCGCAGACAGGGUCUGGGAAGACCGGUGGGUUCUUAUUCCCGAUCCUCUCCGAGAUGUUCACCGCAGGCCCGGCGCCCAAACCGCAGGCCGCUAGCGGCGGGUACUCGUACCAGCGGAAGGUGUAUCCGACGGCAUUGGUGCUGGCGCCAACGAGGGAACUCGCUACGCAGAUUUUCGAAGAGGCAAGGAAGUUCACGUACAGGUCCUGGGUGAGACCCUGCGUCGUCUACGGGGGUGCCCCCGUGGGCGCUCAGAUGGGCGAGCUAGAAAGAGGGUGCGAUUUGCUUGUGGCGACCCCGGGUCGCCUCAACGACUUGCUGGAGCGUGGGAAGAUCUCGCUCGCAAACAUCAAGUACCUUACGCUCGAUGAGGCGGACAGAAUGCUGGACAUGGGGUUUGAGCCACAGAUCAGACACAUCGUUGAGGACUGUGACAUGCCCCCCGUGAACGAGAGGCAAACACUGAUGUUCUCGGCGACCUUCCCAAGGGAUAUCCAGCACCUCGCAAGAGAUUUCUUGAAUGACUACAUCUUCCUGUCCGUCGGGAGGGUCGGAUCCACUUCGGAAAACAUUACACAGAAGGUGUUAUACGUCGACGACAUGGACAAGAAGUCCGCACUUCUCGACUUGCUCUCCUCGACAAAGGGCGGCCUCACGCUGAUCUUUGUCGAGACGAAAAGAAUGGCAGACCAACUCACGGACUUCCUGAUCAUGCAAAACAUCAGGGCAACAGCGAUCCACGGAGACAGGACCCAAAUGGAGCGUGAGCGUGCCCUGGGGGCCUUCAAGUCAGGGACCGCAGACGUGCUGGUCGCCACAGCGGUCGCCGCGAGAGGGCUCGAUAUCCCGAACGUGACACUCGUCAUCAACUAUGAUCUACCGGGAGACAUUGACGACUACGUCCACAGAAUCGGGAGGACAGGGCGUGCGGGGAACACGGGUACCGCGAUCUCGUUCUUCAACUACAACAACAACAACAUCGUCAAGGGCCUUGUCGAGAUUUUGAGCGAAGCAAACCAAGAGAUCCCCCAGUUCUUAAAGGACGCGACGAGACAGUUCGGGAGAGGCGGCGGCGGCGGCGGCGGUGGGAACAGAGGCGGCAGAGGGUUCGGAAAUCGCCGCGAGAACACCAGAGAUUUCAGGAGAUCCGGCGGUGGUGGCAACCGCGGAGGUGACUCAUGGGGCGGCGGAGGCCGUGGUGGUGACUCCUGGGGUGGCCGCGGAGGAGGAGGCGGCGGCGGGUCCGGCUGGGGGAACGGUUUUAGAAACGACGAUUCCUACGGCAGAGACCGGCCAAGUUCAGGCUCAGGAUCCGGUUCGUGGUGGUGA
Molecule: messenger RNA, 1866 nt
Organism: Huiozyma naganishii CBS 8797
Lineage: Eukaryota; Fungi; Ascomycota; Saccharomycetes; Saccharomycetales; Saccharomycetaceae
Gene: DBP1
Product: putative DEAD-box ATP-dependent RNA helicase DBP1
Exons: 1
Coding region: 1-1866 (621 amino acids)
Cellular component (GO): nucleus
Molecular function (GO): RNA binding; RNA helicase activity; ATP binding
Source: RefSeq, a predicted model, not a curated record